Molecule: messenger RNA, 1754 nt
Organism: Klebsormidium nitens
Lineage: Eukaryota; Viridiplantae; Streptophyta; Klebsormidiophyceae; Klebsormidiales; Klebsormidiaceae
Source: the annotation of a GenBank genome assembly
CGUGAACUCAGAACAGAAUUUCGAAGGAGGUGCAUGGCGGCGGAAAGGGAAGGCCAGAGCUACAGCGAGUGCUGAACAGACCGGCGCCCUCCGUGUGGUGGAGACGAGGUGAUUGUAGGGCGGCGAGGAUCCUGAUACAAUUCAAGGUUGCCAGAUUGCCGAGAUUGCUCAAGCGGAGCUGCCUUGGAACGAGCAGUGUUUUCCGCUAUGACGUCGUUGUCUGCGCACCUUCCCAAGGCGUCUGCAGGUGUGACUGCAUUGAAGAACGCUUCUUCUGGAAGUAGUUUCGUCAAGACAGACGAUGUUGCACUAUUGAAAGCGCUCGGACCGUUGCGAGGGCACCGCUGGCAGCAGGCGCGCCCGCCCCCUGUUGCUCAAGCUGCCCUAGCCCCUCAGAGCAUGCCCAACUUCUCCCUUCACAAUGUCCGCUUGAUCGGCGAGGCGUGUGGAGAGACGCCCAAGUUUCGCCAGAUCCGCAUGUCAUCUGCCUUGCAAUUGCCCCCGGCCAUCAGCACUGCCAUCUGUGAGUCAGUGCCAGGCGCAGGGGCCGGUGUGCCUGAACGGUGGGGAGUGCCUGGCUGUGCAGCACCGCUUGCGGAGCAGAAGGCGGCCGUGGUUAAGGUGGUUGGAGUGGGAUAUGGCGGGAGCAAGGCCAUCCAAGCCAUGCUGCAGCAGCCAGGCCUUGAGGCCGCAGAGUUCUUUCUGGUGGCAGCAGACUCAGAGUCCACCCUAGACACCGAUACCCUGCUGCGAGAGGAGAACCAGAUCAUUGUAGGACUCGACAAAUUGAUGGGUGGCCAGCUCAAGUCACAGGCGGAAUUGGAGGACGACCUUGAAUCACGUCUGGAAGGGGCAGAUCUUGUUGUGGUUGUGGCAGGCAUGGGUGGGAACACCGGCAGCAUCCCGCCAGUUGUUGCGAAAGUAGCCAGGCGGGUUGGCGCAUUGACAGUGGGUCUGGUCACGAAACCAUUUGCAUUUGAAGGCCCCCGGCGCGCUUCCCUAGCUGAGAAGCACGUUGCAAUGAUGAAGAAGCGUACGGACACGCUGGUGGUCGUUCCUUGCGACCAGCUGUUAGAGGGCAAGGACUCCGAGUUUGGGGUGCGGGAUGCGUUCAAGCUGGUGGAUGCGCAGCUGAGGGACGCGGUCAAGGGCCUUGCCGACAUGCUCAUUGGUUCUGGCCUGGUGAGCCCCAACCAGGUGGACGUGCAAAGUUUGCUCACGGAUGCGGGGAUGGCCCAUCUAGGGGUGGGGUGUGCCUCAGGUCCAGAGCGCGCGUCUGAAGCUGCACAUGCUGCCGUGGCAUCUCCUGCUUUGCAGAGAAGUAUGGAAACAGCGCAGGGAGUCAUGUACAGCAUAACAGGAGACGCAAGUCUCCAAUUGUAUGAAAUCGCAGAAAUUUCAGAGAUCAUUCAUAGUCACGUGGGGGGUUUUGCCCGUGCUAAUGUCCUGUUCGCAGCAUCAGCAGAUGCAAGCAUGGCAGGGAGGGUACUUGUUUCGGUGAUCGCAGCAGGCUUGCCCGAACCAAGAAUUGUGCCGGUAAAUCUGAAGCAGCAAACGGGGGCCAGGUCGCAAGGUGCAAGGUUGUCAAAGCGGAGUUCAAGUAUCCUUUGGAGCAGUCGGUAGCAUUGGCUCAUGCUGGUGAGGUUGCACAAACUGUAAAGCUAGCUCGCACGCGCUCGCAUAGGUCGGAAGUUUUGUACUAAACCUGUGUACAAUACAACGUUUUUGACAGUUUGACCCGAGUUCAACAAGAG